AUGGUGCGGAUGAGUGUGUUAGCAGAUGCGUUAAAAACUAUCAACAAUGCUGAAAAGCGUGGUAAACGACAAGUUCUAAUUCGACCAUGCUCGAAGGUAAUAGUACGUUUUCUAACUGUAAUGAUGAAAGCUGGCUAUAUUGGUGAGUUUGAAAUCAUUGAUGAUCAUCGAGCAGGGAAAAUAGUUGUUAAUUUAACGGGUCGCAUCAACAAAUGUUCCGUAAUUAGCCCGCGUUUCGAUAUUUCCUUGAAAGAUUUGGAGAAAUGGACAUCCAAUCUUCUUCCUUCACGGCAGUUUGGACACCUUGUGUUGACAACUUCGGGUGGAAUUAUGGAUCAUGAAGAAGCGCGCAGAAAACAUCUUGGUGGAAAAAUUCUUGGGUUUUUCUUCUGA
Molecule: messenger RNA, 393 nt
Organism: Brugia malayi
Lineage: Eukaryota; Metazoa; Nematoda; Chromadorea; Rhabditida; Onchocercidae
Gene: Bma-rps-22
Exons: 3
Coding region: 1-393 (130 amino acids)
Biological process (GO): translation
Cellular component (GO): ribosome; cytosolic small ribosomal subunit
Molecular function (GO): structural constituent of ribosome
Source: RefSeq, a predicted model, not a curated record